Molecule: messenger RNA, 4901 nt
Organism: Sander lucioperca (pikeperch)
Lineage: Eukaryota; Metazoa; Chordata; Actinopteri; Perciformes; Percidae
Gene: ano8a
Product: anoctamin 8a
Exons: 18
Coding region: 621-3839 (1072 amino acids)
Biological process (GO): chloride transmembrane transport
Cellular component (GO): plasma membrane
Molecular function (GO): chloride channel activity
Source: RefSeq, a predicted model, not a curated record
GCUAGUUAUUUCCUCCUUUUUAUCAAGUGUUUAUGCUAUGCUAAGCUAAUAGCUGUAACUUUAUAAUUACCAUCUCUCAGCGAAAAAGCAGCAGGGGUCCACAACACAUGUUUGCCAGGAGGCAGACAACCUUACUCUGUCAAAUAUUUCAUAUAAAAAGCAAUAAGUAACCAUUCACAAAUAUAUGCAUUAAAUAUCAAGUUUGGUGGCAUAGAUAUAUUCCCGGACUUAUUCUAACACACAGAGGCCCUGUCAUGUCGAUUAUUCAUAUACGACAUUUUCGGAAACUGUCCAACGAGAUUAUACAUAGGGCAUUGUGGGACAUGUAGUAUAGGCUACAGUAGUGUAUCCUGAUUAAUAUGAUGGAAAGCAUGGGCGAUUUAACCAGCUGCAGUCGUGCAUGUGCAGACCUGUAGCCUGCCUGCGCGGUGUUCCCCUCAACUCUGUCGUCACGACCAGCAUUCAGUCACGACUAGUGCGCGUGUACAUGCCAUGAUCAUGUUCCUCCUCCUCUAUCAGAUACACAAGGGUUUCCCUUUACAUGCAACGGCGAUGCACUAAAAACACAGUCCUCCGUGCAGUGCGCUUUUUCCAGCCCUUGAAGUAUUGUGUGCAGCACCAUGCAAGCGGCGGGCACCGGAGCAGCUGAUAACAACGCUACUGUAAGCAGCAGCAGCAGCAGCAGCAGCAGCAGCAGCGCCGCAGACGUCGACGACAGCGACGGGGCAGGGGAGAGGAUGGAGAGGACGGUGCCAAGCGAGCAGCAGGACAGGACCAACAACAACCAGCAGCAACAGAAUAUGUCCUUAACGCCAUCCGGAGUCCUCGAUAAAUUGUUUGGGAAGCGCUUUCUGCAGGCCAGACACUACAUUAUGUCUCGUAAGUCCUGGCUGAAGAUGGUGCCCACCGAAAACUGUGAUAUCCUGAUGACAUUCCUAGAUACAAUAGAUGACCACACUCUGCUGUGGCUCCUGAAUCAGAUUCGUGUUGGAAUCCCACAAGUCAGCAUUCAGGUUCGACAGCACAAACACACCCAGGCACAAGCCUUCUUCAUCACGACAACAUUUGAGAACUUACUGCGGGGAGCCGAGCAGAUGGGCAUGCACAAGGCCAUCAAACCGCAGUUUGGCGGCGGGAUGCGGCGCUUCUCCUGUGAGGAAGACAACAUCUAUGAGAACAUAGAGAGCGAGCUCUGCUUUUUCACCUCACAGGAGCGUCAGUGCAUCAUAAAGUAUUGGCUGGACAAUCUGCGAGCCAAACAGGGCGAGGUGCUCCACAACAUUCACUUCCUGGAGGGCCAGCCAAUCAUUCCAGAGCUGCAAGCUCGGGGAGUGAUCCAUCAAAUGUUUCCUCUCCACGAGCAGAGGAUCCUCAACCAGCUGAUGACAUCUUGGGUCCAGGCUGUGUGUGAACGGCAGCCCCUGGAUGAUGUGUGUGACUACUUUGGAGUGAAGAUCGGCAUGUAUUUUGCCUGGCUGGGUUUCUACACUAACUCCAUGCUUUACCCUGCUGUCAUCGGCUUUCUCCUCUGGAUACUGGCAGAGGCCGACCAGACCAGUCAGGAUAUCUGCUGUGUGGUUUUUGCCCUCUUCAAUGUUGUGUGGGCGACAUUGUUCCUGGAGCGCUGGAAGAGGCGAGAGGCGGAGCUAGCCUACAGGUGGGGCACCCUGGACACCCCCGCCGAGUCCUUGGAGGAGCCCAGGCCACAGUUCAGGGGAGUGAAGCGCUGCAGUCCCAUAACGGGCUGUGAGGAGUUCUACUACCCGCCCUGGAAGAGAGCUCUGUUCAGAUGGCUGGUCAGCCUGCCCAUCUGCCUCCUCUGUCUCUGUUUUGUCUUCCUCGCUAUGCUCCUCUGCCUGGAACUGCAGGAAGUGGUGAUGGAGAUUCAGGAGCUACCUGGUGUCACAAGAUUCAUUCCUAAGAUACUUCUGGCCAUCACUGUGACCAUAUGUGAUGAAGUGUAUAAGAAGAUUGCCUACUGGCUUAAUGACAUGGAGAACUACAGACUCCAGAGUGCCUAUGAGAGUAAUCUCAUCAUCAAGAUGGUUUUUUUUGAAUUCAUCAAUUCUUACCUUAGCCUUUUCUACAUUGGGUUCUACCUCAAGGAUAUGGAGCGACUUAAGGAGAUGCUAGCUACUCUACUGAUCUUCCGGCAGUUCCUACAGAACAUCAAAGAGGUCCUCCAGCCUUAUCUCUACGAGCAAAACAAGCUGGGCGUCUUCACCCCCAAGGUGCUGUGGGAGCUCCUCCAAACCAUCGUACUAAAGUACGGCCGCCUGGCUCUGGGAAAGGCCCAAGCCUCAAUGACAGCCUAUUCCUUACUGGGUCCCAGAGGGAUCCCUGUCAGUCACGCUGCUAACGGAAACCCAGAGCAAAAGAGAAGAGGGGAUCUGAAAGCCGGAUUCAGGCUGACAGAAGAAGAGUGGGACAUGAAUGACAGCAAUCUGAAGCAACGUAAAGUCAGCUUCACCGAGAAGGUCGACUACCAGGAUGUCGCGACAGAAACGCAGGCGGCGGAUCGCAGCCACCUCGAGGACAGUCCCACAAUGGUAGAGGAAGGGAUGGACCCGUCCAGUAUUUUUGACAGUUGUGAUGAGGACAGUGAUUGUGAAUCUCUGGCUGAAGAAUCUGACUCUCUCUGUCAGAGAAGAAAGAACGUAGGUGAGGAGAAUGAGCAUAAGAAGUCAUGGAUUGAUCCACCAGAAGAACCCAAAACGGUCAUCCUGACCCAGGCUGAGAUUGAGAGCUGUAUGCAGACAUACGAGGACACACUGCAGGACUACCAGGAAAUGUUCAUCCAGUUUGGCUAUGUGGUGCUCUUCUCUUCUGCGUUUCCUCUGGCGGCCAUGUGUGCUCUUCUCAACAACAUCAUCGAGAUCCGCAGCGACGCGCUGAAGCUGUGUACUGGCCUGCAGAGACCCUUUGGACAGAGGGUGGAGAACAUCGGACAAUGGCAGACUGCUAUGGAGGCCAUGGGCUUGAUAGCCAUUAUAGUGAACUGUUACCUGAUUGGUCAGUGUGGGCAGCUACAGCGUCUGUUCCCCUGGUUGAGUCCUGAGAUGAUCAUCAUCUCCAUCGUCUUACUGGAGCACUUUGCAAUCCUCCUAAAGUACAUCAUCCAUGUUGCCAUCCCUGAUAUCCCUGGCUGGGUAGCAGAUGAGAUGGCCAAGCUAGAGUACCGACGAAGGGAAGCUUUCAAGAAGCAUGAGCAGCAGGCCCAGCAGCACUUCCAACAGCAGCUGAGACGCCGGCGCGAGGAGGAGGAGCUUCAGCGCCAGGCGGAGCUGCAGGCUGAGGCCCGCCAGGAGACGGAGCACCGGGCAGACAGCCAGCACCAGCACCACCACGACAAACCCCCGGGGGGCAAGUCAGGGGACAAGCCCAAGAGACCCAGCUCCCUGUUGGGGAACAACAACGUGAUGAAGCUAAAGCAGAUCAUCCCUCUCCAGGGGAAGUCCCGCUCCUCACCAGCCCAGUCCCCAACGGGAGGUGAGGCAAAGCUGCCAGGGUUUCUGAAGUUCUUGAAGUCGCCUGAGGGGAAAAAAGAGCCAGCUGGGGCAGCCGGAGCACCAGGCUCAAUAGUGGCCUCUAGCGUUCCCCCUAGUGGCCAGGAGAAGCCACCGUCCCCCAACAGGACAUUCAGUCCUGGGAAGCUGUUCAGUUUCAGCAAAUCAGAGGGGACUGUGGUGUGUGUGAACGGGACACAACCACCACCCCAGCCUGCCAACGCUCAGCCCAACAGGGCGGACUCAAACACAAGCCUGGAGGAAUUACCCUCCAAUGAGUCAGAUAAAGGGGAAUCAAGACAAUCGAGUGAUUCGGAAAACUCAAAGAGUUAAUACAUGUUCAACCAUACCAACGUAAUGUAAUGAAUGGAGAGCAAUGUGCACAUAUGCACAGGCCGCGUUCAGAGACACACCUGUACCGUAGGAGAAGUCAUUAGUCACAAGGGCCACGUGUUAGGUCAACGAGCGUAUCCCUCUUAAUGCAACUUACUUCGCACUAGGGCUGCACGAUAUGACGAAAAUAUGUGAUAUGCGAUCAUGUUUUUUGAAUAUCGCGAUAAUAUUACUUGCUUACUUUAAAUAAGCAGAUAUUAAAGUGUACUCAGUUCUGCAUUUCUGCUGCUUUCAGUAUUCUGAUAUUGUUGAAUUGAAAUCAAAUGAAAUAAUUUCCAACACGCUUUUAUUGAACAAACUGAAGAUUGAAUUGAAUAUAAAAGACAACCCUAAAAAAAAGAACACUUUCGAGUGCAGUUUUCUGAUUUUUUUUGUCAUUCGCAAUAUGUCGCAGCCUUUUCGCGAUGUUUAUUGCACGCGUUAUCGCGAUGAUGUAAAAAAACAAACAAAAAAAAACAUAUUGUGCAGCCCUACUUCGCACAAAGUAUUAUACUGUAUUAACACUUGAUUAUCUAGCUUCCAUGUAAAAUAUGUACAGUAAGUGUAACUCCUUGAAUGGGGCUUGGAGUGAUCUUAACUUAAGGUUAAAAUACUGCAUGACUGCCUGGUUUUCCACAUCCACAGAAGCGAUUUAUUUGGAUGUGAAGAAUCUUUUUAUCAAAAGCCAGGACCUGAUCAUCAACGAGCUCUUUUGUCAAAGGGCAUGAACAGCAGCUUCCCAUUCCAGGUUGGUUUCUCAUUCCCUAUGCCUGUAAUUGAAUGCAUGUCGCGUCACGUGCAUGCAUUACACGUCCAUCACGUCUUUUCAGUUAUGGAGCACUUUUCAAAGCCAUCGUAGUCUUCCGCAAUAGCUCAGAUUUUAUUCACUGUGACCAUAAAAAAAAAAAAAAUAUUCUAUUUUUCUUAACUUUGAUUUUCUAUGAAUUAUUUUACUACAUAAAUUAGUGAAUGUACUUCUAUGAUGCAAAUAAAUCGCACUUAAAAUAAACAUCCAUCAAGAGA